UAAGCGAACACCGGACGUGGAAGGGGACGAGUGGUGGCACGGUGUAUUCCCGUGGCUUUGCCCAUUGCCUCUUUCGCUCGUCUUCCGUCCCGAAUCGCUCCGCCCUCUCGAAGCCUCGACCAGUCUGGCUCCCUCCAUGGCAGGAAUCUUAGCUCGGCAAACCCUCCAAGCUCUUCGGGCCAGGCAAUCGGUUCAACCAGGACAAUCUGCAUUGGUUUUACAGAACCAUUGGCAAGCAUUCAGCUCACAACCAUCAUCUAGGAGAUUUAAAGAGGAUGAGGAGAGGGAGCAACUUGCCAAGGAGAUUGCAAAGGACUGGAAUGCAGUUUUUGAGCAAAGUAUAAAUACAUUAUUUCUGACUGAAAUGGUGCGUGGCUUGAUGCUGACACUGAAAUAUUUCUUUGAGAAGAAAGUAACUAUAAAUUAUCCCUUUGAGAAGGGGCCUUUGAGCCCCCGUUUUCGUGGAGAGCAUGCUCUCCGGCGUUAUCCAACUGGAGAGGAGCGGUGCAUUGCUUGUAAGCUUUGUGAAGCUAUAUGCCCAGCGCAAGCAAUCACAAUUGAAGCAGAGGAACGAGAAGAUGGCAGCCGUCGUACUACGAGGUAUGAUAUUGACAUGACAAAAUGCAUCUACUGUGGGUUCUGCCAAGAGGCUUGCCCUGUAGAUGCAAUCGUUGAAGGUCCAAACUUUGAAUUUGCUACUGAAACUCAUGAGGAGUUGCUGUAUGACAAGGAGAAACUGCUGGAAAAUGGAGACCGAUGGGAAACAGAGAUUGCUGAGAAUCUCAAAUCUGAGAGCCUUUAUCGCUGAUUUCUUCUUCUUGUGAAGAAGUGAGAUAGCUAAGAAGUCUUUUUGUUUUUAGAAUUCCAAAAAUAAGAAAGAAACCUCUAUUCGUGCAGCCUGCAUUUAACUUCAUCAUGUGUUUAAGUAGUAACAGUUCCAGAGAUACUUAAAAGGAGAAUAUCUACUUUGUCCAUAACAAUUGCAUUUAAUGGAGUGAAUCAAAAACAUACAAUUUCACCUUCAUCUUGUGUUUAAGCAGUCAACAGUUUCAGAUAUAU
This is a messenger RNA of Phoenix dactylifera (date palm), 1059 nucleotides long. RefSeq lists its product as uncharacterized. The record is from RefSeq and is a predicted model, not a curated record. Gene Ontology annotation, molecular function: 4 iron, 4 sulfur cluster binding; NADH dehydrogenase activity. Gene Ontology annotation, biological process: mitochondrial electron transport, NADH to ubiquinone; mitochondrial respiratory chain complex I assembly. Lineage: Eukaryota; Viridiplantae; Streptophyta; Magnoliopsida; Arecales; Arecaceae. Gene Ontology annotation, cellular component: membrane; respiratory chain complex I.